AUGAGUGGGGGUAGAUCUGGUAAAUCUUUGACAAAAUACAAAAUUGUGUUUUUGGGAGAACAAGGUGUUGGGAAGACCUCGCUGAUUACCAGAUUCAUGUACGAUACUUUUGAUGAUCAUUAUCAGGCGACCAUUGGAAUAGACUUUCUAUCAAAAACGAUGUAUCUGGACGAUAAGACUAUUAGGUUACAACUGUGGGAUACCGCUGGCCAGGAAAGAUUCCGGUCGCUGAUACCUUCGUACAUAAGGGACUCGAGAGUAGCGAUUGUUGUGUAUGACAUAACCAAGAAGAGAUCAUUUGAGUUCAUUGACAAGUGGAUAGAGGAUGUAAAGAAUGAGAGAGGGGAGGAAAAUGUGAUACUCUGCAUUGUGGGAAACAAGAGUGACCUGUCGGACGAGAGACAGGUGUCUACGGAGGAAGGUGAGACAAAGGCUAAGCUGCUAGGUGCCAAAAUAUUCAUGGAGACGUCGACCAAGGCUGGCUACAACGUCAAGAACUUGUUCAAGAAAGUCGCCAAGUCGCUGCCCGAGUUUCAGGAUAGUCAUUCAGGAGGCUCUGAGCUUGAUGGAUCGAAUGAGGCGGGCAAAUCUGAAGCAAACAAACCGGGGAUAAUUGACAUCACGACAGCGGACCAACAGGCGCAGGAAGGUGGCUGUCAAUGUUGA
Messenger RNA from Torulaspora globosa, 666 nucleotides. RefSeq names its product Rab family GTPase YPT6 (gene YPT6). Gene Ontology annotation, molecular function: GTPase activity; GTP binding. Bases 1 to 666 code for a protein of 221 amino acids. The transcript has a single exon. NCBI's taxonomy places the organism in Eukaryota, Fungi, Ascomycota, Saccharomycetes, Saccharomycetales, Saccharomycetaceae. The record is from RefSeq and is a predicted model, not a curated record.